AUGAGCCACCACAACACCGGCAAUGCUACAGUUUUAGGAGCAGGUUCCUGCACCAUGGAGAUGGUGUGGAACUGGAACGUUAUCGACUCAUGCUUCCUCUCUGGCUCCUGGCACGUCAAAAACAAAUCCAUGUUCGCCGCCAGCUGUGUCGGCGUCGUUUUCCUCGUCGUGACUCUCGAGUUCAUGCGCCGUGUGAGCUCCGAGUGGGAUGCUUUCUUACUGCGCUCAUUCCAGCGGCGCUUGCGACUCCAACAGGCCGCUGUCGCCUCUGCCACCCCAGCAAGUUGUUGCGACGGGCCCGAAUCCACAUUCGUCGGCCCACAGUACGCUACGUUUCGCGCCACUGCUCUGCAACAGCUGUGCCGUGCGAUAUUACACGGAAUCACCCUUGGCCUGGCCUACCUUCUCAUGUUGAUCAUCAUGUCUUUCAACGGGUACAUUUUUAUUUCUGUGGUAUUGGGGGCUAUUCUGGGCAAGUUUUUGUGCGACUGGAUGGUGGUGCGCAUUCCGUAUGAUGCCCCGAGGGGUAAAGAGAAGGAUCAACGAUCUUACUCCAUUUCUGCUGCUGGGCCCACUGGGUGUUGUGCUUAA
Messenger RNA from Periconia digitata, 591 nucleotides. NCBI's taxonomy places the organism in Eukaryota, Fungi, Ascomycota, Dothideomycetes, Pleosporales, Periconiaceae. The record is from the annotation of a GenBank genome assembly.